Messenger RNA from Epinephelus moara (kelp grouper), 1296 nucleotides. Its product is annotated as beta-1,3-galactosyltransferase 2-like. The record is from RefSeq and is a predicted model, not a curated record. Gene Ontology annotation, molecular function: N-acetyl-beta-D-glucosaminide beta-(1,3)-galactosyltransferase activity. The coding region runs from base 71 to 1150 and encodes 359 amino acids. Gene Ontology annotation, cellular component: membrane. The transcript has 4 exons. NCBI's taxonomy places the organism in Eukaryota, Metazoa, Chordata, Actinopteri, Perciformes, Serranidae.
GUCUGUCUGUCUGUCUAGCAGCUCGCUGUAGCUGUCUGAACAAUCGGAAAUAAUCCUCUGCCUUUUGAAAAUGCUGGAGAGCUCUGUUCCCAAAUGUGAAAAGACUCCACGGACAAGAGCUAGACGAUGGCUAUGUGUUAUGAUACUGUUCCUAUUUGGAAUUUUCUACAUUUUAGAGCCCAGGAUGUCAUGGUCCUCGGACUUUUGGACGCCACGCUCAUGGUCAAGCCAAUCUCACAACAAUACAACAUCUUCAGACAACAGUAUCUCACCAGAUGACCCUUCACUAUCUUCACCACCUUCACCAUACUUUGUGGCAUACCCUCAUCGGUACCGUUUCAUAUUGGACGAACCCCAUCGAUGUUGGCUGGAAAACCCAUUUUUGGUUCUUAUGAUCCCAGUUGCGCCCCACAAUCGAGAGGCCCGUGAUGCAAUCCGCAACACGUGGGGCAAAGAAACAGCCGUGCUGGGCCGAGUGGUCAGCCACUACUUCCUCCUGGGACUGUCCAAAGAGGAUGAUGGCACUGAAACCCUCAAGGAGCAAGUGUUACAGGAAAGCCAGACACACCACGACAUUCUCCAGAGUGACUUCUUGGACAGCUACAAAAACCUCACCAUUAAAACUAUGCUCAUGUUGGAAUGGCUCAGCUCCCAUUGCCCCAACACCGCCUACGCCAUGAAGGUCGACUCGGACAUGUUCCUCAAUGUCCACAACCUCGUCAACAUGCUUUUGAAAGCUCCCCAACAUCUCUACAUGACAGGACUGGUGGUGAGGGGUGCUGCUGUUCUUAGAGACCAUACUUCAAAGUGGUUUCUCCCGGUUUCUGCCUUCCCUGAGCGCAUCUACCCACCGUAUGCCCUGGGACUGGGCUAUGUGUUCUCAAUGGAUUUACCCAAGAAGAUGCUGGAGGCGUCUGCACAUGUUAAAGCUGUUUAUAUUGAAGACGUGUACAUGGGGCUGUGUAUGAGGCAUUUGGGAAUCGCACUGACAGAUCCUCCUCGUGGUGCUUUGUUUAGGGCAUCAAUACCUCACUGGAUGAACAGUUGUUACUGGACCUCUGUUAUUACAACAAUACUCCAGAACUCUAGGCAGCUUUCAGAUGUUUGGAGAGUGUAUCAGUCUAUGAACACUUCUGUCUGUGCCCAGUGACUAUUUUGAAGUUACACCCUAUAACUUUAUAGCCCCCUUGCACAGUACAGCGGUUAUAGCACCGCUCUGUUUACAUCAUAGUUACUGCCUUCCCGACUUUUGAUACCAAAUCAAAGAGAGGCCGUGAGACAGAUGUGCAUUUUGAA